GCAGACGGGGCUCAAGCCCUUCAUGGGCUGUGAAUUUGGGUGAGCCUCUCACCUUCCCUGGCCCGGGGUCCCCAGGAGUGUACGUGGUUGGUGGAUGGUUGACUCCAUGGGCUGUCCCGGCCCUGAUACUUUCUGGGUGUGAAGUUCCUCCUCUGAGGAGGGUCACUGUUCUGACCUCACCCUCAUCUUCCUGUUAAAGUCUCCUCUAAGUCUGCAACUUUUAGUUCCUGAGAAAGAACCCCGGGAAAGACAUUUUCUUGGGGAAGCUGGGACUGCCAACACCAGACAUGCUGCUGCUCCUGCUGGCCCUGCUGUGGUGGAGGCAGGGGGCCGAGGGACGGGGUAAGCUGGAAGAGGGUUACCGGCUGCAAGUGCAGGAGUCAGUGACGGUGCAGGAGGGCCUGUGUGUGUUUGUGCCCUGCUCCUUCUCCUACCCUUGGAGUCACUGGAGUAGCUCUACCCCAGCUCGUGGCUACUGGUUCCGGGAGGGGGCCAGAGUAGACCAGGAUGCUCCUGUGGCCACAAACAGCCCAUAUCAAGAAGUGCAGGAGGAGACCCGGGGCCGAUUCCGUCUCCUUGGGGAUCCCCGGAGAUACAACUGCUCCCUGGACAUCAGAGAAGCCAGGAGGACAGAUAAUGGAAAAUACGUUUUUCGAGUGGAGAGAGGAAGUGUGAUAUAUUCUUACACAAGUAACCAGCUCUCUGUGAAUGUGACGGCCCUGACCCACACACCCGACAUCUUCAUCCCGGAGACCCUGGAGUCUGGCCACCCCAGGAACCUGACGUGCUCUGUGCCCUGGGCCUGUGAACAGGGCACGCCCCCCAUCUUCUCCUGGAUGUCGGCUGCCCUCACGUCCCUGGGCCCCAGGACCCAACUCUCCUCAGUGCUCACCCUCACCCCACGGCCCCAGGACCAUGGCACCAGCCUCACCUGUCAGGUGACCUUGCCUAGGGCUGGAGUGACCAGGAUGAGUACCAUCCAUCUCAACGUGUCCUAUUCUCCACAGAACUUGACUGUAACUGUCUUCCAAGGAAACAGCACAGCACCCACAAUCCUGAAGAAUGGCUCAUCUCUUUCAGUCCUGGAGGGCCAGUCCUUGCGCCUGGUCUGUGUUGUCGCCAGCAAUCCCCCAGCCAGGCUGAGCUGGGCCCGUGGGGGCCAGACCCUGAGCCCGUCACAGCCCUCAAACCCUGGGGUCCUGGAGCUGCCCCGGGUGGAGUCGGGGCAUGAGGGUGAAUUCACCUGCCAAGCUCAGCACCCUCGGGGCUCCCUGCACAUCUCCCUGAGCCUGUCUCUGCAGAGAAAAGCGUGGCCUUUAUCAGGAGUGGAGCUGGGGGCCGUGGGGGGAGCAGGUGCUACAGGCCUGCUCUUCCUGUCCUUCUGCAUCAUCGUCAUCAUAGUGAAGACCCACAGGAAGAAAGCAGCCAGGACAGCAGUGGCAUUGAUGACAUCCACCCUGCCAUUGGACCAGCUUCCCCGGUGUUAACUAAGGAUUGUGUGCUGUCCUGAGGGGAGGAUGGUUUAUCCAGGGAUAUCUCCAGUACUUAUGUGGAAUAAUAAAACCAGUCUCAGGGCAUCAUUGGUAAGAAAGCAUUAUUCAC
Molecule: messenger RNA, 1602 nt
Organism: Diceros bicornis minor
Lineage: Eukaryota; Metazoa; Chordata; Mammalia; Perissodactyla; Rhinocerotidae
Product: sialic acid-binding Ig-like lectin 8
Exons: 7
Coding region: 288-1487 (399 amino acids)
Biological process (GO): cell adhesion
Cellular component (GO): plasma membrane
Molecular function (GO): sialic acid binding
Source: RefSeq, a predicted model, not a curated record